UGCUCCGCGUCACCAUGGCUACAGGCGCCGCCGCUCGGGGCUCGGCCUGCAGCGUCCCGUUCCCAUGGCAACCCCAUUGUUUCCCGAGCCAGAGCCCUGGCGGCGGCGGGAAAGGCAGACCUCGCCGAGCGCCUCGCUUCCGCAAGACACCCUUGCGGCGCCCUGCACGAGGUCCGCCGAGGCCAAGGCGCUGACGCCGCCCGAGGAAGCCGAGCUGCCGGCCGAGGGAGCCGGGGAGGCUAUUCCGGGGCGUGGCUUCUCUGCCCGCGGCCAGGAAGAAGAUGCAAGCCAGCCCCAUCCGCAUCCCAACUGUCAGCAAUGACACCGACUGGGACUUCUGCUUCCAUCUCUCACAGCAAACCAGGAUCCUAGCACACCAGCAGACGGAUGAGUUGUAUCCGGCGACUGGGUCUGGAGAGAGUGAAGAAGACACUAAAGCCAAGGAGGAGAAGACCACAGACUGCAUGUCUCUUCCCAAAGAGAAACUGGCCCAGUCGCAGAAGAAAAUCGCUCAGCUGAUUAAAGGAAAAAUGAAUACCCAAGCAAACAAGGAGCUGAUUCGCUGCGCUAUCCUUUCUCGGAUUAUUUUUGGGGAAGAACACUGGAAAUGUGCACAGGCUUUGGCCUGCCUGGCUUAUGGCUAUCUGACACUGAGAGGCCUCCCAGCUCAGGCCAAGAAACAUGCUGAGUCUGCCAAGAACACACUGCUGACCUGGAAGGGAAAAACGACCUCAGACAAGGAAAGAAAGGAAAUCCUGGAAGCUCUGGUCAUGCUCUACUACACCCUGGGGGUGGCCUGGCUCCUGCAGAACCAUGGCAGAGAGGCCUAUUUCAACCUGCAGAAGGCAGAGAGAAACAUGAUGGAGCUGAAAGAAUUAUAUCGGAGAGGCGUUUGUGGAUUACAAGUCUCAGAGAAAGACCUAACAAUUGCUUUGGGCAGAGCUUCCUUGGCCAUCCAUAGGUUGAACCUAGCUCUGGCAUACUUUGAAAAGGCAAUUGGCAACGUUAUUGCUGCUAAGGGGGAUAGGACGUUGGAUCUGGUCAGUCUGUACCAGGAAAUUGCUCAGAUGGAGCAGCUGCGGAGGAACCACGACCAGGCCAUCCAGUACUUGCAACAGGCCCAUUCUAUCUGUGUUUCUUUGUUCACUGAAGUCAGCCCCCAAACCGCAGAGGCGAGCGCAUUACUAGCCAAGGCUUAUGCCAUGUCUGGAGAGAUCCAACACAGGGAUGCUGUUGAAAUAUAUUUUAUAAAAAGUAUCAGUGCAUAUCAAACAACAUUGGGCCCAGAGGAUUGUGAAACACUGACGACAAUUGAAGAAUUUUGCAAAUGGCUUGUCCAAAAUGGGGAAAAACGGGAAGCUUACAGACUCCUAAAGGCUUCAUUGAAGUCUCAGGUCAUCAGCUAUGGUGACUGUAGUGAAAGAAUGGCUGAAACUUUUUAUAAUAUGGGCAGGAUCUGCUUUGCCAAAGGAGAGCUCAGAAAGGCAAUUCAGCUGCUAAGGAAGUGUCUGAUGAUUCAAAUCCUUUUAUAUGGAAGUGAGCAUAGUAAAAGCAGAGACACAAAAAACCUCCUUACUCUAUUGCAGAGGGAUUCUGACUUGGAUGAAUUUGAGAAUAUAUUUGGACACACCCGGUCAGCAGGUAAGUCUCCAGAGCACCAUUUUACAUAUGGGGAAACUGAGGACUGACAUGUUCAAGUGAAUUUACCCAGGAAGACGCAGAGCUGGGAUUUGAACCGAGGUCUGACUCCAGAAUGUGCUCUUUGUAGGCAGUGCAGCUUACAGUCUGAAGGCACACUGUCU
Equus quagga is the source of this 1802-nucleotide messenger RNA. It is a transcript of the gene TTC23L, whose product is annotated as tetratricopeptide repeat domain 23 like. The transcript has 12 exons. Lineage: Eukaryota; Metazoa; Chordata; Mammalia; Perissodactyla; Equidae. Gene Ontology annotation, molecular function: protein binding. Bases 282 to 1688 code for a protein of 468 amino acids. The record is from RefSeq and is a predicted model, not a curated record.